AUUAUGAUAGAUACAUAUGAAUUUGGCAGUUUACAUCUACUGGCCAAUUUCACCGACGCACUCCAACUAUAAAUACUCUUCUCUUCUUCACCAUCAUCAUCAACCAACACAAAGUCUUCAUACUUUGAAGAAGAAGAUGAAGGUCUCAUUUGCGGUUCUUCUCCUCCUUGCUCUUCUCUUCACAUCCGCCUACGCGAUUUCCCCCGCCCCCUCCCCAAGUAGAUUUGGGUGCGAUAAGAAGUGCGCGUUGAGGUGUUCGAAAUCUGGAUGGAAAGACAGGUGCCUCAAGUAUUGCGGAAUUUGUUGCGGCAAAUGCAACGGGUGCGUACCUUCGGGUCCCUACGCACCUAAGGCUCAAUGCCCUUGCUACCGUGAUAUGAAGAACCCCAAGGGCAGGGACAAGUGCCCUUAAAUUUAUAUAAUCUCACUAUAAUUCCCACUGUUAUAUUUUGUUUAUCAGUUUUAUAAUCUCGCUAUUUAGAAUAAAUGUCUUCGCGAAGAAUAUUGUAUUUUGUAGCAUUGUGAAAAUAAAUUAGUGUUAUGUUCAUUUGUAAUAAAUCUUGUUAGAACA
Helianthus annuus (common sunflower) is the source of this 571-nucleotide messenger RNA. RefSeq names its product gibberellin-regulated protein 10-like. The transcript has 2 exons. Lineage: Eukaryota; Viridiplantae; Streptophyta; Magnoliopsida; Asterales; Asteraceae. The coding region runs from base 17 to 412 and encodes 131 amino acids. The record is from RefSeq and is a predicted model, not a curated record.